AUGGCAAACGCACCCCAAGUUACUCACGAGGACGACAUUGGUUCUUAUACUGCACCAGUCCCAAAGAAUGUCCAGAAGGAUGAAGAAACUGCAGCAUAUGUUGGUCAAUCGGCGGUACCUAUUGACGAGAAGACAAACAAGGAGCUCUUCUGGACUAUCAAUCGAAGAAUCCUGGCGUGCAUCGUUGGCACCUACUUCUGUCAAUCCCUUGACAAAGGUACUCUUGGUUUCGCAUCCAUCAUGGGAAUUCGCACAGAUGCACAUCUCGUUGGACAGCAAUUCAGCUGGCUAGGAACGAUCCUCUACAUGGGAGUACUCGUUGGUGAAUAUCCUACCAACUUGCUCCUUCAAAAGCUUCCCGUGGCCAAAUAUCUUGCUACGAAUGUGUUUCUUUGGGGAAUUGUGAUCGCGUGUUCCGCAGCUGCAAAGGAUUUUAAGGCUAUGAUGGUCGUUCGAUUCUUGCUCGGUCUAUUCGAAUCUUGUGUUCAGCCAGCGUUCAUCAUAAUGACAACGAUGUGGUACACCAAAAGCGAACAGACUGUUUUGACUUCUCUUUGGUAUUGUAUGGUCGGAGUCCAACUCAUGGUCGGUGGUAUCAUUGCAUGGGGAGCAAGCCACUUUGUUGGACACGCCAUUUACUCCUGGCAACUUCUUUUCUUGGCCUUGGGCUUAUUGACCUGUGUCUGGGGCCUGUUCAUCGGAUGGUGGCUCCCCGAUUCCCCCAUGAGCGCAAAGUGCUUUACCGAAGACCAGAAGCGGCUCAUGGUUGAGAGAGUCCGAAGCAACGAGACAGGAAUUCAAAACAAGACUUACAAAGUCCAUCAAACGUUUGAAGCAAUCAAGGAUCCCGUGAUUUGGUGCUAUGUUAUGCUUCAGAUCACGUCGACUCUUGUCAUCGGAGGAUUAGGCGUGUUUUCAAACAUAAUCAUCUCAAGCUUUGGGUUCACUGUACUUCAAACUCAGUUGUUAAACAUUGCCCAGGGUGCUGUCACCAUCAUGGUCAUGGUAGGGGGUGCCACAUUGGCCCAAACAACAGGACAAACUCUUUUGGUUAUGCAUGUAUGGACAAUUCCCCCUAUCAUUGGAACAGCAAUUAUCUAUAGCAUUCCACCAUCUCCUAGCACUCGCAUCGGUCUUCUCAUUGCGUUUUAUUGCACCCAAUUUUUCCUGGCAGAAGGCAAUCUGGUUUUCUCCCUUAUAUCGCGCAACGUCGCUGGACAAACGAAGAAGUCCACCACCCUCGCCAUCACUUUUGUUGCUUGGGCAGCUGGAAAUAUGACCGCACCACAAAUUUUCCAAGCGGGUGAUGCACCUCGCUACAAGAAAGGGUUCACAGCACACUUCUGUCUUUACGUCCUGUUCAAUAUCUUCGCUGCUGUGUUACGGGUACUCUUGACCCGAAGGAACAAAGAAAAGCGUCAGGCGGCUGCCAAUGCGUUGGCUAUCGAAGCUACAGAACAGGUAGAUGAGAAGAUCAGUCACCCCCAUGCUUUUGAGGAUUUGACGGAUAAGGAGAAUCCGGAUUUCAGCAAACCCAAAAUGGCAAAGGCUCAUUUCAUUCGCGAACUCAUUCCAGCCCAUGGGCUUUGUAUGCUCUCCUUGGCACAUCUUUCACUUCCCUUUUCUACUGCGCUUAUUCUACCAUCCGUCUGUGGUUACGCUGGUCGAAUGCUUUAA
This is a messenger RNA of Glarea lozoyensis ATCC 20868, 1677 nucleotides long. RefSeq names its product MFS general substrate transporter. Gene Ontology annotation, molecular function: transmembrane transporter activity. The coding region runs from base 1 to 1677 and encodes 558 amino acids. The transcript is spliced from 10 exons. Gene Ontology annotation, biological process: transmembrane transport. Lineage: Eukaryota; Fungi; Ascomycota; Leotiomycetes; Helotiales; Helotiaceae. The record is from RefSeq and is a predicted model, not a curated record. Gene Ontology annotation, cellular component: membrane.